Trichechus manatus latirostris (Florida manatee) is the source of this 3490-nucleotide messenger RNA. It is a transcript of the gene ADAMTS19, whose product is annotated as ADAM metallopeptidase with thrombospondin type 1 motif 19. The annotation marks the transcript as partial. The transcript is spliced from 22 exons. Gene Ontology annotation, biological process: extracellular matrix organization; proteolysis. Lineage: Eukaryota; Metazoa; Chordata; Mammalia; Sirenia; Trichechidae. Gene Ontology annotation, cellular component: extracellular matrix. Gene Ontology annotation, molecular function: metalloendopeptidase activity. The record is from RefSeq and is a predicted model, not a curated record.
AUGGGGAAGAGCCGCGAGAUGCGCCUGACCCACAUCUGCUGCUGCUGCGUCUUUUACCAGCUGGGCUUCUUGUGGAAUGGGAUUGUUUCAGGGCUGCAGUUCGCCCCCGACCGUGAGGAGUGGGAAGUCGUGUUUCCUGCACUCUGGCGCCGGGAGCCAGUGGACGGGGCUGGCGGCAGUGGGGGCAGCGCAGACCCGGGCUGGGUGCGAGGCGUUGGGGGCGGCGGGAGCGCCCGUGCGCAGGCGGCCGGCAGCUCUCGCGAGGUGCGCUCCGUGGCCCUGGCACAGCUUGAGGAGCCCUCGGAGGGCCAGCCCGAGCCCCAGCGCCGGCCACCGCCGCCGCCGGAGGGCGAGGAGGACGAGGAGCUCGAGUCUCAGGAGCUGCCGCGUGGAUCCAGCGGGACUGCCGCCCUGUCCCCGGGCGCCCCGGCCUCGUGGCAGCCGCCGCCGCCCCCACAACCGCCCCCGUCCCCGCCCCUGGCCCAGGCUGCUGAGCCGGAUGGCGACGAGGUCCUGCUGCGGAUCCCGGCCUUCUCCCGGGACUUGUACCUGCUGCUACGGAGAGACGGCCGCUUCUUGGCGCCUCGCUUCGCCGUGGAACAGUGGCCGAGUCCAGGCCCCGGCCCCACGGGGGCAGCGGCCGCCCCGAGCCCUUCCGCGCCGCCAGACUCCUCCUGCUUCUAUACCGGGGCGGUGCUGCGGCAUCCCAGCUCGCUGGCCUCUUUCAGCACCUGUGGAGGUGGCCUGAUGGGAUUUAUACAGAUCAAUGAGGACUUCAUAUUUAUUGAGCCACUCAAUGACACAAUGGCCAUAACAGGUCACCCACACCGUGUAUAUAGGCAGAAAAGGUCCAUGGAGGAAAAAGUCACAGAGAAGCCCGCUCCUCACAGUCAUUACUGUGGUGUCAUUUCAGAUAAAGGAAGACCUAGGUCUAGAAAAAUAGCCGAAAGUGGAAGAGAGAAACGGUAUUCAUACAAAUUACCUCAAGAAUACAACAUAGAGACUGUAGUGGUUGCAGACCCAGCAGUGGUUUCCUAUCAUGGAGCAGAUGCAGCCAGGAGAUUCAUUCUAACCAUCUUAAACAUGGUCUUUAACCUUUUCCAACACAAGAGUCUCGGUGUGCAAGUCAACCUUCGUGUGAUAAAGCUUAUUCUGCUUCAUGAAACCCCAGCAGAUCUAUAUAUUGGGCACCAUGGAGAGAAAAUGCUAGAAAGUUUUUGUAAGUGGCAACAUGAAGAAUUUGGCAAAAAGAAUGAUAUACAUUUAGAGAUGUCAACAAGCUGGGGAGAAGAUAUGACUUCAGUGGAUGCAGCUAUACUUAUAACAAGGAAAGAUUUCUGUGUACACAAAGAUGAACCAUGUGAUACGGUUGGUAUCGCUUACUUGAGUGGAAUGUGUAGUGAAAAAAGAAAAUGUAUCAUUGCUGAAGACAAUGGCCUGAAUCUUGCAUUUACGAUUGCUCAUGAAAUGGGUCACAACAUGGGCAUUAAUCAUGACAAUGACCACCCAUCAUGUGCUGAUGGUCUUCAUAUCAUGUCUGGUGAAUGGAUUAAAGGACAAAAUCUUGGUGACGUUUCAUGGUCCCGGUGUAGCAAGGAAGAUUUGGAAAGAUUUCUCAGGUCAAAGGCCAGUAACUGCUUGCUACAGACAAAUCCCCAGAGUGUCAAUUCUGUGAUGGUCCCCUCCAAGUUGCCAGGGAUGACAUACACUGCUGAUGAGCAAUGUCAGAUUCUCUUUGGGCCAUUGGCUUCCUUUUGUCAAGAGAUGCAGCAUGUUAUUUGCACAGGGUUGUGGUGUAAGGUAGAAGGUGAGAAAGAAUGCAGAACCAAACUAGAUCCACCGAUGGAUGGAACUGAUUGUGAUCCUGGUAAGUGGUGUAAGGCUGGAGAAUGUACCAGCAGGACCUCAGCACCUGGACAACUGGCUGGAGAGUGGAGCAUGUGGAGCCCCUGUAGCCGAACCUGCAGUUCUGGGAUCAGCAGUCGCGAGCGCAUAUGUCCUGGGCUAGGUACUGAAGCAAGGGAUUGUAAUGGUCCCAGAAAACAAUACAGAAUAUGUGAGAAUCCACCUUGUCAUGCAGGUUUGCCUGGAUUCAGAGACUGGCAAUGUCAGGCCUUUAGUGUUAGAACUUCGUACCCAAAGCCUGUACUUCAGUGGCACGCUGUCAUGGAUGAAGAAAAACCAUGUGCCCUGUUUUGCUCACCUGUUGGAAAAGAACACCCUAUUCUUCUAUCAGAAAAAGUGAUGGAUGGAACUUCUUGUGGCAAUCAGGGAUUAGAUGUCUGUGCAAAUGGUAGAUGCCAGAAAGUUGGCUGUGAUGGUUUUUUAGGGUCUCUUGCAAGGGAAGAUCAUUGUGGUGUAUGCAAUGGCAAUGGAAAGUCAUGCAAAAUCAUUAAAGGUGAUUUCAAUCACACCAGAGGAGCAGGCUAUGUAGAAGUGCUGGUGAUACCUGCUGGAGCAAGAAGAAUCAAAGUUGUGGAGGAAAAGCCGGCACAUAGCUAUCUAGCUCUCCGAGAUGCUGGCAAACAGUCUAUUAAUAGUGACUGGAAGAUUGAACACUCUGGAGCAUUCAACCUAGCGGGAACGACGGUCCAUUACCUACGACGAGGCCUCUGGGAGAAGAUCUCUGCCAAAGGUCCUACCACAACACCUUUACACCUCCUGGUGCUGCUGUUUCAAGAUCAGAAUUAUGGCCUUCACUAUGAAUACACUAUUCCAUCAGACCCUCUUCCAGAGAAUCAGAGCUCUAAAGAGCCUGAGCCCCUAUUCAUGUGGACACAUACAAGUUGGGAAGAUUGUGAUGCCACAUGUGGAGGAGGAGAAAGGAAGACAACAGUAUCCUGCACAAAAAUUAUGAACAAAAACAACAGCAUUGUGGACAACAAGAAAUGCAAAUACUUAACCAAGCCCGAGCCACAGAUUAGAAAGUGCAAUGAACAACCAUGUCAAACAAGAUGGAUGAUGACAGAAUGGACCCCGUGUUCACGAACGUGUGGAAAAGGGAUGCAGAGCAGACAAGUGGCCUGCACCCAACAGCUGAGCAAUGGAACUCUGAUUAGGGCACGGGAACGGGACUGCACAGGGCCGAAGCCCGCCUCUGCCCAGCGCUGCGAGGGCCAGGACUGCAUGACCGUGUGGGAAGCGGGAGUGUGGUCCGAGUGUUCAGUCAAGUGUGGCAAAGGCGUUCGUCAUCGGACUGUGAGGUGUACUAACCCUAGAAAGAAAUGCGUCCUCUCCACCAGACCCAGGGAGGCUGAGGACUGCGAGGAUUACUCGAAAUGUUAUGUAUGGAGAAUGGGUGACUGGUCUAAGUGCUCCAUUAGCUGUGGUAAGGGAAUGCAGUCCCGUGUUAUCCAGUGCAUGCAUAAGAUCACAGGAAGACAUGGAAAUGAGUGCUUUUCUUCAGAAAAGCCUGCAGCGUACAGACCAUGUCACCUUCAGCCCUGCAAUGAGAAGAUUAAUGUGAAUACAAUCACAUCACCCAGGCUGG